Messenger RNA from Amoebophrya sp. A25, 1969 nucleotides. The record is from the annotation of a GenBank genome assembly. NCBI's taxonomy places the organism in Eukaryota, Dinophyceae, Syndiniales, Amoebophryaceae.
CGGGUCCAAACCCCAAAAAAGUUCUAUGAUUUCGGUCAAGUGCUAAAACGUUGAUCUGGGAGUCCGAUGAUGAUUCCCAAAAACCCAGAAUUUCGUCCAAAAGGAUGAUGAUGAUACUGAUGAUGAUGAUGAUGAUGAUCGCCCAAGGAAAAAGGGUGACGGGCUUGAUUUGUAGGUGGGAAGAAAAAGAACAUCGGAAGGCUUCGCUCUGGAUCGUUCAACGUAAUCCAAAUCGGCAUCUUCGUUUUUUGGAUGGAUCAGCAACAACAUCGACACCUAACAUCCAUCUUUCAGAAAUCGUACUUUUUUCGUUCAACUCCAAUAUUAAAGCCUUCAAAGUUGCAAAUAAAACUAAAAUAGCUUUAUAUAUAAAAGAAUGCUUCAUUUCUCCUUCUACGAUUUAGAAUUUGAUUUGUGAAAUAUGCUGUCUCAUUGGGAAACUCGAUCCUACUAAACACUUCUCGUGGUCUACUUUCUAAGCGUAAAGAAAUCAAAUACAAAUCUAUGCCCUCCUCAUCGAGUUCCAGUAAGAGACCCGCCGCGGACCUAAACAAAGGCGGGUCCAAAAUGAAAACCGUUAAGAAACAGACCGAAAAAGCUGCUGAUAAAGCGAAUAAGCAGUACGAUAAAGCACGGCGGGAACUGAAGGCUGCGCGCAACGAAGUAAAGCAGUCCUUCAGUGCCAUCAAUAAAGCUGUGCGAAACGUAGCGAAGUACAGAAAGCAAAUCCCGAGGAUAGAGGGGAAGGUAAAAGCAGUUUAUCUCCAUCUAGACGUAGAUUUGGCUUUUAGCUCAAUCACAACCACUUACAGCAGAAAAAUCCUCAAAUGUUUCCUGACACCAGCAAAGCUCCAGUUUCUUUUCUAAGGCUCCUUCUGCACCCAUAUCAUUCAUCAACACUCGUUCUCAUGCGUUUCCACUUACCAGAUCUUCAAAAUGUUUCUCGCGAUGCUGAAGAAGAAUCUUAAAGCGCGCACAACGCUGAAGAAGGACGAAAAUAGACGAGUUUGGACAUGCGAAGAACAUCAAGAAUUCGAAAUGAAGGGCGUUGAUGUGGAGCUCGUCGAGCGACUUUUGAAGGAGAACGAAGAGGACGAUGGCGAUAUUAAUGAGGAGGAAGAGCAGGAUGAUGCUGCUGAAGAUGACGAAGAUGAAGGAACCGAGAGCAAGGAAGAAGAAGAAGCCUCCCACUCAGCUAGUGGAAGUGCUGCUGCCGACAACGAAGCUCAACUUCAGCAGCAAAAACUAGAUGCAACAAAGCAUGAACUACAGUGGUGCGUGGAGCACAGGGUCGACAAGUGGAACACCGCAGCACAAAGCGCAAAGCAGGUCUGGCAUCUAGACCAGGAGCAAGCUACGCAGAUCUUCUGUAAAUCGAAUCUAGAAAGCACAAAUCCGUUUGUCAACAACGGCACCACAGUGACCAUCAAAACGGUGAAGCUAACGCAUGAGAAGGAUACUCUUUCUGUAUCUAUCACGACGCAUACCCACUAGCGUCGGUGCUACGACAAUCCCUAGACUGAUUCCAUGAACCACUCAACGACCUUCCUCUAUUCCAGAUAGAUUACCAAUGUGAUUUUUGUCCUAAACAUUGAAGUUUGUUCUGUGUAGCACAUCUUGGUUUAUUUCAUCUCAAUGAGAGAAUAUCAAUAUCAAUACCUAUGAUCGCAAUCGCUGCUAGUUGAUGUUAUGGUGACCCCAGGCUGAGCUUGCUUUAUCGUCCUUUGUGACACGACCUCCUUCUUGACACCUUCAAAAAUCCCUAGCUAUCCCACUGAAUCCUCCUUCCACCCAACGCGAGCUUUCUCUUGGACUUCGCUACCCUUCAUCGUUCUUGGAGACGACGAAAUCUAAAAACCUCUAUUACUGAGGAUGCCUCCUGCUCCCGACAACGACCAGCAUGACGACGUACUGUAUCACUUGUGUAGAAUUCUCCGCUCCAGCACCAAGAAUCGUGAAAAAUGUCUCC